AUGACCGCACCCUUACUGGGCGGUUUUGGCUUCAACGUGAAAGGUCAAGUCAGCGAAGGAGGACAGUUGCGAAGUUUGAAUGGUCAACUGUACGCUCCUCUGCAACAUGUCAGCGCAGUGCUACCUGAUGGUGCUGCUGAACGUGCAAACCUACGUAGAGGCGACAGGAUUCUGCAAGUGAAUGGUGUCAAUGUAGAAGGAGCAACCCAUCGUCAUGUAGUCGAUCUCAUAAAACACGGUGGCGAUCGCUUAACGAUGAUAGUCAUCUCUGUUGAAGAUUCCGAAGUUGAUAAUUCGAAUUACACCUCAUGUCAAAUCAGCUGUCCGCCUUGA
Messenger RNA from Cylicostephanus goldi, 333 nucleotides. The record is from the annotation of a GenBank genome assembly. NCBI's taxonomy places the organism in Eukaryota, Metazoa, Nematoda, Chromadorea, Rhabditida, Strongylidae.